Messenger RNA from Schizosaccharomyces octosporus yFS286, 1593 nucleotides. RefSeq names its product AAA family ATPase Vps4. NCBI's taxonomy places the organism in Eukaryota, Fungi, Ascomycota, Schizosaccharomycetes, Schizosaccharomycetales, Schizosaccharomycetaceae. The record is from RefSeq and is a predicted model, not a curated record. Gene Ontology annotation, molecular function: ATP hydrolysis activity; ATP binding. The transcript is spliced from 4 exons. Bases 123 to 1418 code for a protein of 431 amino acids. Gene Ontology annotation, biological process: endosomal transport; vacuole organization.
GUUCACGAAUUGUGUACUUCCUUGCCUAUAAUACCCUAAAAAUAAUCAGGAAAUACAAAUUGAUUUUAUUUCUUCUUUCGUUUCAGCAAUAUAAAACAUAAUCAACGAAAAUACAUAUUUACAUGUCAAACCCGGAUUGUCUGAGUAAAGCUAUAUCUUUGGUGAAAACCGCCAUUGAUCAUGAUAAUGCUGAGCGUUAUGGAGAUGCUUACAAGUAUUAUCAAAAUGCUCUUGAUUACUUCAUGAUGGCCUUAAAAUAUGAGAAAAACGAAAAAUCCAAAGAAAUCAUAAGAGGGAAGGUUCUAGAGUAUUUAGAUCGCGCGGAGAAACUGAAAGUCUUCCUUCAACAAAAGAGUAGCCAGGUUGCCUCUAAGAGUGGUGCUUCCAGCGGAUUAGAGGGAAGCAAUUCUCCGGCUGCCAGUGAAGUUUUAGAUUCGGAAGCUAAAAAGCUUCGAGGUGCUCUUACCAGCGCAAUCUUAGUUGAAAAACCCAAUGUUCGUUGGGAAGAUAUAGCUGGUUUAGAAAAUGCAAAGGAAGCUUUGAAAGAAACGGUUCUUCUUCCUAUAAAAUUACCACAGUUGUUUUCGCGUAGUCGAAAGCCAUGGUCCGGCAUCCUUCUAUAUGGUCCUCCCGGAACAGGAAAGUCGUAUUUAGCAAAAGCGGUUGCUACGGAAGCUGGCUCUACAUUCUUUUCCAUCAGUUCUUCUGAUUUGGUGAGUAAAUGGAUGGGUGAAAGUGAAAGGCUUGUUCGGCAACUAUUUGAAAUGGCACGAGAGCAAAAGCCUUCCAUCAUUUUUAUUGACGAAAUUGACUCACUUUGCGGUAGCAGAAGUGAGGGCGAAAGCGAAUCCUCUCGUAGAAUCAAAACCGAGUUUUUAGUCCAAAUGAACGGUGUUGGAAAAGAUGAGAGUGGGGUAUUGGUGUUGGGUGCUACCAAUAUACCUUGGACAUUGGAUUCUGCCAUUCGUCGACGUUUCGAAAAAAGAAUCUAUAUCCCGUUGCCGAGUUCAUACGCUCGUUCUAGAAUGUUUGAACUUAAUAUAGGCGAUAUUCCAUCAGAAUUGAAGUCCCGGGACUUCAAAGAGCUUGGAAGAAUGACGGAGGGUUACUCUGGUUCGGAUAUAGCUAUCGUUGUUCGAGAUGCUAUAAUGGAACCUGUAAGAAAAAUCCACACGGCUACCCAUUUUAAAAAGGUCUUUUAUGAGCCGUUGAACCGUACCAUGGUCACUCCUUGUUCCCCUGGAGAUCCAGAAGCAUUUGCAGCUACAUGGAUGGACGUAAACGGUAGUGAUAUCUUAGAACCCCGUCUUAGUGUACGUGAUUUCUACACUGCUGUUAAGAAAGUGAAACCUACUUUGAACGCUGGCGACAUACAAAAGCACAUUCAAUUUACGAAGGACUUUGGCGCCGAAGGCUAAUUUCAGAUUCCUGCGAAAAGGUUCAGAAUUUCUAAUGAUUUGGCACGUUCAAAAACUAAUGUUUUAGUAUCAUAUUAAACAGACUAUGAGAAUUGUAAAAAAAUAAAAUAAAGCAUUCAUCUGUAAGGUAUCCACAGACAUUAGAAGGUCAAAGCACAGGAAAUAGAGAAUCGCC